AUGGGAUCACAUUUAGGAAUCGCAUUACAAGCUGGCGUAGCUGCUCGCUCUCAUCGGAGACAUGAUACGGAUUACGUGCAGCACACUGAAUGGCUCGACGGCCACGAUCAUACGAGUUCGCAACAUCCACCCGACACUACACCUCGACGGAAAGAUUCAUGCCAUAGUGGACAGUCCGAUCGCUCGAAUAGAUCAUCAGUCAUCGACACCCUCCCAAAAGGUCGAGGCGAAGCACUCCUCCACAUCGCAAGCCGACACAAUCGCAAAGACAUGGUCCUUCGAGAAAUCCGCAAUGGAGCCGACGUAAAUGUCCAAACCACCAACCUCGACACCCCCUUGCACAUUGCAUGUCGACGAGGACAUGUGGAGAUUACGCAGACAUUAUUGGCGAAUGGUGCUGAGUUGGAAGUGCGGAAUUUAAAUGGUGAGACGCCUUUGGAGGUUGCUAAGUCCAAAUCACAUCUUCAUACUGUGCGACUUUUGGUUUUGCAGGGGACGUUUGUGGGACGGGGGACGAGGCAGGCUAUUGCUGAUGGUAUUCGGCUCUUGUCUUGA
Ramularia collo-cygni is the source of this 555-nucleotide messenger RNA. RefSeq lists its product as uncharacterized. Bases 1 to 555 code for a protein of 184 amino acids. Lineage: Eukaryota; Fungi; Ascomycota; Dothideomycetes; Mycosphaerellales; Mycosphaerellaceae. The record is from RefSeq and is a predicted model, not a curated record. The transcript has 2 exons. Gene Ontology annotation, molecular function: protein binding.